Daktulosphaira vitifoliae (grape phylloxera) is the source of this 3378-nucleotide messenger RNA. RefSeq lists its product as uncharacterized. The record is from RefSeq and is a predicted model, not a curated record. Gene Ontology annotation, biological process: spermatogenesis. The transcript is spliced from 20 exons. The coding region runs from base 387 to 3200 and encodes 937 amino acids. Lineage: Eukaryota; Metazoa; Arthropoda; Insecta; Hemiptera; Phylloxeridae.
ACAGAGUAUAUUAUGUUUUUUACUGUUAUUAUCCGAACUUCAAAAAUUCAAAUUGGAAUUAACCACAUGAAAAAAUAUUUAAACAAACAUCUCGUCCGUUAAACACUAUUUUGAUAUUUUAUAUUAUUAACCAGUUGCAAUACCAUUUGUAUGAAUUUCAAUAAUGAUUUAAGUAUAAUAGUGAGUUAUGAUACCAGUAUCUUAUGUGCUGAAUUUAAACAUUUUUUUUUUUAAAUGUGCUAAUAGAAAUAUCUUUUUAGUAAAAUGCUUAAAGUACGUAAUAUUUAAAUAAUAAUAUGAAUUUAUAGUCAUCAUCUUGGUGUACCAUUUUGUUUCAUCCGUCAUUUAUCAAAGUUAAAAUUUAAAGACAAAAAAAAUCAAAAAUUAUGGGGCAGAAUUUAGAUUAUGUUAAAACAAUUGUGAGAAGUGUUCUUACUAGUUCACCUGGACCUAUAACUGUGUCCCAACUUCAAAAAGACUAUUAUGAUUUAGAAGGAGAAACUAUACCAUUUAAGCGAUUAAACUAUUCUACCGUGUUUAAAUUGUUAAAUGAUAUGAAAGACGUUUUAAAAGUUCCUGAAAAUCCUAAUAUGUUUUCACUUUUAUAUGUUAUUGCAAAUGAUAAGACAACACAUUUGAGAAAACUUGUAUUGAACCAAAAAAGAAAAAAAAUUCGCCCUAAAAGAUUUGUCAGUUCUAAGAGUAGCUUUGGCAAUCAUGAUUAUUCUAGAAAUAAUUUUUCUCCCAAUAAUAAUUAUAACGGAGUUUUUAAUGAACGUGGCUAUAAUUAUAUUAAAUCUUACUCAAAUUCAUUAGGUUCAUUGAAUGGAAAAGUUACAACAGAAUUGCAAAGUUUUUUGGAAAAAGAAUGUCAAAAAAAUCCAAAUGGUAUACCUCUCAGCGUAUUCAAGGAAGUUUUAUUGAAACAUAAUGAUUACAAAUAUCUAAAAACAGUUGGUGUUCAAGAAUCCAUAAAUAUGUUAAAAAAUUUUAUUUAUAUUGAAAGAGGUCGAGUUUAUCUUAAAAGUUCUAAUCCUAUGCUAAAUAGAAGUAAAACUGUUGACUUAAACAAAAGUAAUUGUUAUCAAUCUUUAUUCACUAAAGAUGAUUGUGAGUAUUCUGAAGAUGAUAUAAAUUUUUUUGAGGAUGAAUAUGAUAAUGAUGAAUAUGAAUAUUUUAAAAAGAAACCAAUCUUAGAACCACCAGUUACAAAUGAUGAAAAAUAUGAAAAUACAAAUAAUUUUUCUGCUGAAACAAAUAGUUUCCCAGAAGAAUUGAAAGGAAAUAAUUAUGAAAAAUUGUGUCCUUCAAUUAGCGAGUCAGAUCAAUCAAGAAAUAUUUGUUCUAUUCAGACUAUCAAUAAUUCAAAUAUUGAUCAACAAAUGAAGAGAAAUGAUUCAAAAAAUAUGCUUUCAAAAACUAAAUUUAAAAAUCAAUUAAAGUCUACAAGCGCUGAUAUUGAUUAUAAGCAAGUUAUCAUUAAUAUUUUAUCUAACUAUCAAAAACCAGUAACUGUUCAAGUUGUGUUAGAAAAAUUUAAGGAUUUGUAUGGAUAUGAAUUUCCUCAUGAACGUCUCUCUUGCAGAACUGCUAUGGACUUUUUUCGUCUACACCCUGCACAUUUCAGAUUAAAAGACCAAUAUUCUACUAAUAGUAUUGUUACAUUAGAAACUUCUGGUAUAAAGCCUGUUAAAAGAACUUCUACAAUGAGACAUAAAUUAUUAAAAUAUACUAUUGAUAAAAUAAAACCAGAAAUCAUAUCUAUAUUUUUCCAAUUGCGACAAGAAGUCCUUGAAGAUGUCCAAAACAACAAAUCUGAAUCUUCCAUACCAAAAAGUACUUCUCUUUAUCAAUCUUGUGAAAGUGUUUAUAGUAGAUGCCACAGUGAUACAGCAUCAAAUCGUUCCAAUGAAGAAUAUGAUUCUUAUAUGAUUAGAGAUAGUAUGAAAGAAAAAAUGCGAGCUCUUCUUGCAAAACAUAAAAAUGGUAUAAAUUGUAAUGAUUUUAUCUAUCUAUAUGAUAAAAUGUAUAGCAGUUCAUUCACAUUUCAUGAGUAUGGCUUCAAAAGUAUGAGUGAUAUGGCUUACAAUAUUCCCUCUGUAUUUCAUGUUGAAAUUGAAGAAGACACUAAUGAAUGCAUAUUACAUCAAGCAUCCAAACGUGAUCUACUAAGCCAGACAGAACUAUAUUCUGUUCUAAGUUAUAAAAAUAUUCCUAAAAGUGUACUUUACCACCUUUCAAAAUUAUUCAAAAAUAUUAAGAAUGGUGUUCAUAUUAAUAAUGUAAAACAGAUGUAUAUUGCAGAAUUUGGUCGUCGUUAUGAAUCAUUAAAAUAUGGAUUUUCCUCUGAAAGACAUAUGUUUGAAAUAUUGGAUAAAAUGAUCAAAAUAAAUGAUGAUAUUUUAUAUACUAAAGAUCCAAAUGCAUACAAUUGCUACAUUAAUGGAAACGCUUGUGAUAGCAAAGAAGAAAAUAUUCUUCCUGCUUUGCCAAAAGAUUCAUUUUUCAAAAAUCUUGGCAAUGAUAUCUACAAUGGAAACUUUGAAUAUUCAUACCAUACUUUGGCAAAAGGAAAACAAUCUGAAGUUACUGUUGCUGAAAUUUAUGACCCAAGUUCAUUUUAUGUGCAUUCAACAAGUUAUGCUAAAGAUUUAUCCUUACUAAUGGAUGAAUUACAGAAAUUUUAUAAUGACACUUCCAAUGAAGAUAAGUGCAAAGUUUUACCAGAAUUAGUAACACCGGGUCUACCUUGUAUUUCUCGUUUUGAAGAUUCAAUGCAAUGGCAUAGAGCUGUAGUUUUAAAACUAAUUGAUGAGGAUAAUGUUCAACUAUUAUAUGUGGAUUAUGGAUCAAUAGAAAAUGUACCAAAAAUUAAUGUUAGACUUUUAGAAAAGAAAUUCAGCAAAAUGCAUGCUCAAGCAAUUCAUUGUAGUUUAUUCUAUAAAUAUGAAGGACAAACCUUUUCUAGAGAAACUAAAGAAAACUUUGCAAGAUUGGUUGAUAGUAAGACUUUAUGGGCUCAUACUGUGCAGAAAAUUAAAUCUGAGUAUGGUAAUGCACAAAAACUUAUUGUUUCACUUUUUCACGAAAUAAACAAUCAAAGAAUUAAUAUAAAAAAAGAAAUAAUUAAAGAUAUAAAUGUUACGUCAAAUCAAAAUCAAGGUUCAAUUAGACAACAAAUAGCAAGAUUGAUGAUUUAAAAAAUCACCAUCAUUUAAUCAUAAAACUUAUAAAUGAUAUACUUAAAGUAAUUUUCAUUAUUUUUUCUUUUGUUUUUCUUAUUAUAAAAAAAAAAAUUAAUUUGAUCAAACAUUUUUUACAUUGAUGUAUUCUAUCUAUUUAUUAACUUAAUUAGUUUUUUACUAAUUAAAACUUCAA